CCAGGUUAGAACAGCAUGGCGGCAAGCGAAGAGGUGCUCGCCUUGGAGGCUGAAGUUGCUUUGCGUGAAGAGGAGCUAAAGCUCCUCAGGCAACGCCUGGAGGCAGCAACAGCGGAGCAGUUUACACGGCAGGCGCCAGGAUCAGCCCCGCUGCCGCCGAAGGCUGCCCUAUCUCGGGAGGAAAUUCUUCGUUACAGCCGACAGCUCGUCCUGCCGGAGCUGGGGGUGCGCGGACAGCUGCGGCUGGCCGCCUCAUCGGUGCUGGUGGUAGGCUGCGGCGGCCUGGGUUGUCCCUUGGCCCAGUAUCUGGCGGCUGCCGGAGUAGGCCGCCUGGGCCUCAUAGAUCACGAUGUGGUGGAGCUGAGUAAUCUGCACCGGCAGGUCCUGCAUGGCGAAGGGCGGGCGGGCCAGGCCAAGGCGCACUCUGCCGCCGCCGCUCUGAAGCGCCUCAAUUCAGCUGUGCAGUGCGUUCCGUACGCCGAAGCCCUCACCCCGGCUACUGCGCUGGACCUCGUCCGCCUCUACGACGUGGUGGCCGACUGCUCGGAUAACGUGCCCACUCGCUACCUGGUCAGCGACGCGUGCGUGCUGGCCGGCCGGCCUCUGGUCUCGGCCAGCGCGCUGCGUCUGGAGGGCCAGCUCACAGUCUAUCACUAUGAAGAUGGGCCCUGCUACCGCUGUGUCUUCCCCAGGCCACCCCCGGCCGAGACGGUGACCAACUGCGCUGAUGGAGGUGUCCUGGGCGUGGUGCCCGGAGUGCUCGGUUGCCUGCAGGCGCUCGAGGUGAUCAAGAUCGCCGCUGGUCUCGGGCCCUCCUAUAGCGGCAGUCUCUUGCUCUUUGAUGCUCUUGGUGGUCAGUUCCGCUGCAUUCAGCUUCGGGGCCGUCGGUCAGAUUGUGUGGUGUGUGGGGACCAGCCCACGGUGACCCGUCUCCAGGACUAUGAAGCCUUCUGCGGCUCCUCGGCCACCGAUAAGUGCCGUAGUUUGCGAUUGCUUUCCCAGGAGGAGCGGGUUUCUGUUGUCCACUACAAGCAGGUGUUGGACGCGGGGCAGCCUCACCUGCUGCUGGAUGUGCGACCUAAGGUGGAGGUGGACAUCUGUUGCCUUCCCCAUGCCCUCCACAUUCCUUUGAGCCAUUUGGAGCGGAGAGAGGCCAAAAGCCUGGAACUUUUAGGAGACGCCGUUAGGAAAGGAAAGCAGAAUAUUCAGAAAGGGACACUUUUCCCCAUUUAUGUGAUUUGCAAACUGGGGAAUGAUUCUCAAAAAGCCGUGAAGGUCCUGCAGAGCUUGUCAAUCAAAGAUUUGGACUCCUUAUUGGCCAGAGAUGUUAUGGGCGGUCUCAUGGCUUGGGCCACCAAAAUAGACCCAACAUUUCCACAGUAUUGAGUUGUGUAAUUCAUUUGUAUGAAAUAGAUGAUGCAAAAAGCGCCUCUUGCAAUCAUGGAUUUCAAAAUUACUUCAAGGAAGUAUUUAUAAUGUGAAUAAUGGUGAGGGAAGGGGUGUUGGAAGAUGAUCUUUUUUUCCAUAAGUAAAUUUUUUUUUCAAAAGUUAAUUGUAUUAAGACAACCUUUAUUUAUAGAAUGAAUCCUUUACUACUGCUAUCUAGUUAAAAAAGGAUUGGGAGUAGGUUAAAAAUGGUAGUCUCUGGAUAUAUGCUUUCAUCUGCCCUAUUAAAGAAAAUUGAUUGUUAAAGCA
This is a messenger RNA of Antechinus flavipes (yellow-footed antechinus), 1695 nucleotides long. RefSeq names its product molybdenum cofactor synthesis 3 (gene MOCS3). Gene Ontology annotation, cellular component: cytosol; cytoplasm. The transcript has a single exon. Gene Ontology annotation, molecular function: adenylyltransferase activity; URM1 activating enzyme activity; thiosulfate-cyanide sulfurtransferase activity. NCBI's taxonomy places the organism in Eukaryota, Metazoa, Chordata, Mammalia, Dasyuromorphia, Dasyuridae. Gene Ontology annotation, biological process: protein urmylation; tRNA wobble position uridine thiolation. The record is from RefSeq and is a predicted model, not a curated record. Bases 16 to 1386 code for a protein of 456 amino acids.